AUGGACAAAGAUUGCGACAUGGUAUAUAAGAAUGUUUCUGACAUAUAUAAAUCUGAAGAAUUUAAGACCUACGACAACUUUGUUUCGUUAGUUGCUGAAUGUGUAUGGCAGAUAAGAGAUGAAGAUAGAAGAAGUAAAGUAUGGAACAAACAAAUAAGACCCGCUAUGUUUGAGAUGAAGAGAGCAAUUGACGCUUUAGUUGUUUUAGCAGGUAAGGUUUCAGAAUAUAACGCAAAAAUGAACCCGCAAUGUUCUAAAUGUAAAGCAGCAAUGAGGAAAUAUAACUACUCCGUCAAAGAGAUAGAACGUAUGAGAAACGACUAUGCAGACUUAAAGAAAGAAGCAGAAAAACCAGCAGAAGAUAAAAUGGACAUGUUAGAAUUUCUGAACAAAAACUAUCCAACUGCUGACGAUUUCCUUCUAUCUGAUGUCAAGAAGAAAUAUAAAGAAACCUUCGGCAUAGUUAAAACAUUCGAUGUACUAAAAGAAGAAAUAGAAGCUACGAAACUGUUUAGAGUCUCACGAAUUCAUAACGUUUACCAUGUAAAACGCUUAUAA
Messenger RNA from Trichomonas vaginalis G3, 558 nucleotides. Its product is annotated as organellar and viral DNA polymerase type B. NCBI's taxonomy places the organism in Eukaryota, Parabasalia, Trichomonadida, Trichomonadidae. The transcript has a single exon. The record is from RefSeq and is a predicted model, not a curated record. Bases 1 to 558 code for a protein of 185 amino acids.